CAGCAGCCACGGGGCUGGGCCCGUGCGCCACUUCGCGGAGUUCCUAGAAGUGGAAGAAAAUAUUUCCUGAGAUGUCAGUUGGGGAUUCUUCCCAGAAAACCCUGGAAAUGGAGAGCUUCCAUACAAGGUUCAGUGCCUGGACACCUUUUAGCAACAAGUCUUUAAACAGACAGCUCUUUCAGGAAAGAGUGGCUCUUAUAAGUCAUUGGUUUGACCUCUGGACCAACAAGCAACGUCAAGAAUUCUUAUUCACGAUUUUUUUACGAUGCACUAAAUCACAAUUAAGGUUUGUCCAGGACUGGUUUUCGGAAAGGAAACAAGUGGCCAGAGUGGAUUUCUCUACAAUUUUGCCACGCUUCAUUUCUCUGUAUAUCUUUUCCUUUCUGAAUCCAAAAGACUUGUGUGCAGCUGCUCAAGUCAGCUGGCCCUGGAAAUUUUUAACUGAGCAGGACUGCUUAUGGAUGCCCAAAUGCAUUAAAUUUGGGUGGCUGCUGCCCUACACGCCAGCAGAUAAGGAGUAUGGUGCCUGGAAGAACCACUACAUAGCUUGUGUGUCCAGCUUGGAGUGGUUAACACCCAGGGAAGCCGCUGCUACUUAUGGGACACUGAAUGAACCCAAAACAGAGGAUGAGGAGCUCCAGGAGAGGCGACGAGAAAAGUGCCUGAGGAAAAUACUUUGGGAGAAAAUUGCACUACGUAAGAAGGAGUUGUUCAGAGUCCGACCCCCGUGGAUGAGUGGAACGUGCUGCCCUAGAAGGCUGAAGUCCAAAGGCCAGCCGUGGCUCUCCCAGAUGGGGACGGAGCCAGUGGGACUCGGUGAAGUUUUGGAGAGACAGCUUGUUUUGGAAUCGUUAGAAGCUUUGCCCAAGCGAAGCAGUGUUUCUGGAAGCCAUUGCUAUCCAUUACUCUCAAAGAGCGAUCAGCAUGGCGUUUAUAAAAGCAAUGACAGCUCUUCAAAUGCCUACCAGCUGCACAUGAUAUUAAUAUCAACUCGGAUUCCUGCAUACGAGAUGGUGAUGGAGAGUGUCAAGGCAGGUGUGGUGGCUGUGGUGUACGAACACAGCGGUGUCACCCUAGAGAGCCUGCUUUGGCUCACAGAGAGAGCGCUGCAGGGCCGGAAGGCACAGAGUGUGGGAAUAUUUAGUGAUGGAGACAGCAGAGAAAUCAACUUACUCCAAGGCUAUAAAAUUGGUAUUAAAAAUUUACUGAAGCCCGAAGUGAGAGAUUUCUGGGAGAAAUUAGGAAGUCACGUGGCCACUGAAGAAGAAGGGGGACACGUGGACUUGUUCGUGCCACUUGGAGCAUCAGAGGCAGGCAUGAAAGUUCUUUCUCAGCUGUCUCAACUAACUGGCACACUCUUCACUGCCCCCACUGGGAUUGCAACAGGCUCUUACCAACACAUUCUUAGUGACUGGCUGGGACCACCGUGGGACAGGGGCCCUCCUUCCAUCUACUUCAGUGAAUCCAAGCUGCAGACCUGGUCCAGCCUCGCAGACUUCCUGGAAGACACCUUGAAGUCAGUGAGGAAAAACUUAAGUCCUGGCUUCAAGUCCUUGCAGAAGAGCAUCAGUGACCGGCUGAUAGGGCAAUUUCUAUUUGACAGCAUGAGUUUGGCCAACAUUCUAAAUAACCAAGAAAUAUCACAAGCUUUGGCAGAUGGAUUGAUGGAGCUGUCAAAAAAAGACUCCGGAAGGAACCACGCUGCUUGGGACACAAAGCCACAUCUCAGCAGAAGUGAUCGCAAUGUUGAGGCGCUGGUUGAGCUGGAGAGAAAGCUGCAGAGGGGCCCGGCAGAGGGGCGAACGAGGGCCGCCAGGGAACUCCUGGAGAGCGAGAGGAAGUUCGUGCAGCAGCUGGAGAUCCUGAGCAACGUGUACGUGAGGCCGCUGCGGGCGGCGCUGUCAUCCAACAGAGCCAUUCUGAGCGCCGCCAACAUCCAGGUCAUUUUCUCCGAUAUUCUGCGGAUUUUAAGUCUCAACAGGCAGUUUCUGGAUAAUCUGAGAGACAGGCUACAGGAAUGGGGCCUGGCCCACUGCAUAGGGGAGAUAUUCACAAAGUUUGGAAGCCAGCUGAACAUAUACACCAAUUUCUUCAACAAUUACCCUGUGGUUCUGAAGACCAUCGAGAAGUGCAGAGACACGACACCAGCAUUCCGAGCUUUCCUGAAGAGGCAUGAUAAGACCAUUGUCACCAAUAUGCUGAGCCUGCCUGAGCUACUUUUGUGCCCAUCCCGGAGGUUUGAAGAGUACCUUCAUCUUCUGUAUGCCUUGAGACUCCAUACCCCUGUAGGACACGGUGACCGGGAGGAUCUGACCACUGCAAUUGACCAGAUGAAAAAGUACAAAGGCCAUAUUGAUCAGAUGAAGGAAAACAUUAAAAUGAAAGAGCAGCUGUCAGAUAUUGAGAGAACCAUCUGGGGGUGUCCGACUCUAUCAGAAGUAAACAGAUACCUGAUUAGAGUUCAGGAUGUAGCCCAACUUCACUGCUGCGACGAGGAAGUAAGUUUCUAUUUAAGGCUCUAUGAACAAAUCCGUGAUCUCAGCCUCUUUCUCUUCAAUGACGCACUGCUUGUUUGCAGUCGGGGCAUAUCUCACACUCCGUUUGAAAGGACUUCAACAACAACUUACCAGUUCAUUGCAUCAGUAGCCCUUUCACGGUUACUCAUAGAAGACAUUCCAGAUUCCAAGUAUGUCAAGAAUGCAUUUAUUCUUCAAGGUCCAAAAUGUGAAUGGAUUUGUGCUACUGAAGCAGAGGAUGAUAAGCUCCUGUGGCUCUCAGUACUCCAGAGCACCAUCAGAAGUAGUAUGGAGAAGUGACACUGGACGUGAAGACAGCCAUCGGGGUGCAAUUCUGCAUUUUCUGUUCCUGAACAUCCAGGAAGAAGCAGAAGGUGUCACGGAUGAUGAGAGGAUGAACUGUGACGACCCACAAGGUUCCUUCCAACCCUGAAAUGUUAUCACCUAUGGCAAAGUUAUGUGGAAUGUUCAGAACAAUGAAUCUGAAAUUUUGAACCUUUUUUUUUUUUGACAGUUAUUUUGCAUGGACAAUCUUCUUUAAAACAAUUUGACUGAUGUGAUGAAUUGUGACAGCAAACAU
Molecule: messenger RNA, 3096 nt
Organism: Castor canadensis (American beaver)
Lineage: Eukaryota; Metazoa; Chordata; Mammalia; Rodentia; Castoridae
Source: RefSeq, a predicted model, not a curated record